GCUCUGUUACCCACGAUGGCGCGCAGCAGCGUGAUGUGGGCUCACUGCAACCUCUGCCUCCCGUUUUCAAACGAUUGUCCCAGCCUCCCAAGUAGCUGGGAUUACGGGCGUGCAGCACCACGCCCGGCUAAUUUGUAUAUUUUUAGUAGAGACGGGGUAUCGCCAUGUUGGCCAGGCUGGUCUGGAACUCCUGACCUCAAGAGAUCCACCUGCCUCUGACUCCCAACAGGUGUGAGACACCACGCCCGGCAAGUGUGGGAAGCCUUUUUUAAAAAUGUAAACUCGCGUGCCCGAAAAGCCCUCUAGGAGGGGAACACCGGGAAGAAGCCUCCUUCCAAAAACAGGGUAGAACUGGGGUGAAGCACGGAGAUAACGGGAAAACCUGAAUGAGCGAGAUCGUGCGCGCUCCUGCCCGCGUGUGCCUGCGUGCGCGUCCAUGCGGCCGUGACGGCGCCCCGGGCACCGCCUUUUCUAGACGUGCGCGCGCCCGCAACGCGCCGCCCGACCGUAAAGAGGCUCCGCUGUGUCGUGAAAGGAGCCGCAACGCGCAGGGCGCUGGUUGACGGCUGGGACUCCAUUUUGUUCGCCGCUAUUCUGCUCGUAAGUCGCUUCUCCGUGGCUUCUCUGAGGAGAAAAGUUGAAAAAGGGUAUAAAAGUUUUCCGUCAUAUUCGGGCUUUCUGUUGCUAAGCAUAGCGAGUGUCGGUUUUCUCUCUGCAGCAGACAUCGCUACUGCGGCUCCGAGGCAGCGGGAGGAGAUGCGGCCCCUGGACAUCGUGGAGCUGGCGGAACCGGAGGAGGUGGAGGUGCUGGAGCCCGAGGAGGAUUUCGAGCAGUUCCUGCUCCCGGUCAUCAACGAGAUGCGCGAGGACAUCGCGUCGCUGACGCGCGAGCACGGGCGGGCGUACCUGCGGAACCGCAGCAAGCUGUGGGAGAUGGACAAUAUGCUCAUCCAGAUCAAAACGCAGGUGGAGGCCUCGGAGGAGAGCGCCCUCAACCACCUCCAGAGCCCGGGCGACGCGGCCGAGGGUCGGGCGGCCAAGCGGUGCGAGAAGGCGGAGGAGAAGGCCAAGGAGAUCGCGAAGAUGGCAGAGAUGCUGGUGGAGCUGGUCCGGCGGAUAGAGAAGAGCGAGUCGUCGUGAGCGCGGUCGGCGGUUUGCAGCCAAUGGAUUCUGGUCAACUGGUGGAGAUUGGCUGACACCCUGGAGGAGCUGAAACCAGAGAGCCUUUUGUUUUCUCUUUUUUCCUCUGUCUACGCUCUGUCUCACUUAACACUACGUUUUCUGCUAUGGUCUGUGGUUAAUGACCUCAAUAUGAGUUUUGAUUGUUCAGUGUUUUUGUUUGGAAAGUAAUUUUGUUUGGAAAAUGCUCUCACGUGCAGGAAUUAGGGCCUAGAUUGUAAGCUCUUGCAGCAGUCACAUUUGUUCCCGGGCUUUGGUUGUUAUUUCUAAAUUUUUGAGGUGCUUUGCUCUUUCUUGUGUGACCUGAUAGCUUCCCUGGAACUUUGGGUCUGUGUGUGGCGCCUGAGACUCACAGUUGGAGUUCUCCAGCUCUGGAGGUGCUGAAGGAGCGGCAUUCAUUCUGGAAGACGGCUCCAUGCGGCACCUACUGAGGAAAGGACCAGACUUCGACUGGGAGUGCAGAUGGGCCGACCUGGCUGGGACUCACGAUUCUGGAGAAGAGCUGGAGAACGGAUAGUAUUGUCUGUAUUUGGAGACUUUAAUUUCUGUGUGAGACCAAAGGAGGAGAGAUGUAUUUUGUUCAAAAUUUCAAUUUUAUGUGGUACACUAUCUGAUGUAAUCUAUCUGGUGAGUGUUUGGGCAACCUAACUCAGCUUUAUUUGACAUGGAACCUAAAAUAGAGGAUGAGAUCUUGGUAUUCUGUACAAGUUGAUGUAAUACCCUGAUGCGUGUUAGGGGACUUGGCAUAAAAUGAAAGAUUUGCAAAGGCCCUUGGGCUGGAGGAUGAGAGUAUGGAACUGUCAGCAUUGGACCCUAAACUGGACUGGAACAGGCAUCUUCAAGGUUCAUACGUUGUCCAGCUAUAAGUUCAUUUCAGUAGCAGACCUAACAAAUAUUUGAGGUCAAAACCCUACCAUGUUAAAAAACAAACAAACAAAAAAAAAAACUUACCAUGUUAAUAAAAGUAUUCAGUUGCUUGAAAAGA
Sapajus apella (tufted capuchin) is the source of this 2164-nucleotide messenger RNA. Its product is annotated as MORF4 family-associated protein 1. The record is from RefSeq and is a predicted model, not a curated record. The transcript has 2 exons. NCBI's taxonomy places the organism in Eukaryota, Metazoa, Chordata, Mammalia, Primates, Cebidae. The coding region runs from base 757 to 1140 and encodes 127 amino acids.